AUGGUGACUCCCACUCUCGCGCUCUUCUCCUCCCUCCUUGCCGCAUCCAGUGCGCUGGCGCACAUCCAAAUGUCAUGGCCCUACCCCCUGCACAGCUCCCUGAACCCGGCCACCCCUGAGGCUCUGAAGGACUACUCUAUGACAAGUCCGCUGGUUACCGACGGAACGUACCCUUGUAAAGGCUUCAUCACCACUGCCGAUGACAUGGGUUCCAACGCCGAAUGGUCUGCCGGUUCUACCAUCAACUACACCCUUGUUGGUACUGCUACCCAUGGCGGCGGUUCUUGCCAGCUCUCCAUGUCCUACGACAACGGCGAUACCUGGUCCGUCAUCUUCUCCCAUAUCGGCGGGUGCCCCAUGGAGGAGGCCUCCAUGACCACCGACGUCACCAUCCCCUCCGACGCUCCCUCCGGCCAAGCUCUCUUUGCUUGGGGCUGGUUCAACCUCCAGGGUAACCGCGAGAUGUACCACAACUGUGCUCCUGUGACCAUCACCAACGGCGGUUCGGGUCUUACGAACACCGACGACUAUCCCACCCCCUUUGUCGCCAACGCCGAUGUCAAUGACUGUGUCACCAUCGAGAACACUGCCGUCGUCUUCCCCAAUCCGGGCAAGACUGUCAAGUACGGUGGUGACUAUUCGUCUUCGCAGCCGACCGAGGCGGCGGGCUUCACGGGAAGCAACUGUGUGGGACCCAACGCUAGCUCGUCAAACUCUUCUUCGGGUUCGAGCUCGGCGUCUUCUUCGGGUGCUGCCACAGAGGCUUCUACCGCCGCUUCUGAGUCUACUGCCGCUAGCGGUGUGUCUGCCUCUGCCGGUAUCUCCAUCAGCCUCUCGGCCUCUCUCGGUGUCGGCGAAAACGCCCAGGCCACAUCUUCCUCCUCCUACGUCGACGCUUCUUCCCCUUCAUCCGUCUCCGUCUCUUCCUCCGCCGCCUCCGCCACCACCACCUCUUCAUCGACCUCCUCUGGCAAGUCCUGCAAAGCGAAGCGCGCUCUCAAGGCCGCCGACAACGCCCGAGCCCGUCAUGUCCGCCGCGCUCCCAAGCGAUUUGCCGCUUCCAAAGCUUCCCACUCUUCCUCCAAGCGCGAUGUCUCCCCCGAGGCCGUUGUCCAAAAGAGGGAUGGCAAGAGGUAUGCUGCUAGCAAGGCUUCGCACGCGUCGGCGGAGAAGAGGACUGAAGGAGCUGGCUUUGAAGGCAGGGCGGGGGUCAAGAAGUCUGCGGCUAGCAAGGCUUCGCAUCCUAGGGAUGUUAAGCGCGGGCUCGUUGGCAGGGGCAUCUUUGAGACUUCUUCAUGA
Cryptococcus wingfieldii CBS 7118 is the source of this 1299-nucleotide messenger RNA. RefSeq lists its product as hypothetical. Bases 1 to 1299 code for a protein of 432 amino acids. Lineage: Eukaryota; Fungi; Basidiomycota; Tremellomycetes; Tremellales; Cryptococcaceae. The record is from RefSeq and is a predicted model, not a curated record. The transcript has 2 exons.